AUGUGAUCUCUAAUAAUAUUGUUCUUUCAGCAACAAACCUAUGAUGUUGGUCAUUCACAAGACUUGGUGUGGAGCAUGUAAAGCAUUAAAACCCAAGUUUGCUGCCAGUGAAGAAAUACUUAAAUUAAGCAGUGACUUUGUGAUGGUCAACGUAGAGGAUGACGAGGAACCUGAAGGGUCUCAAUUUCAACCCGACGGUGGAUACAUUCCUCGUAUACUCUUUCUAAACUCAGAUGGCGUAGUUCAACCUGACCUAAUCAACACGUUAGGAAAUCCCCAAUACAAGUACUUCUAUUCAAAUGCUCUAAUGGUGACUGAAGCAAUGAAGUCUGCAGUCAAAGCACUGGGAGGAAGCAGAAAUGAUGAGUUGUGACAUGGAUCUCUAGUUUAAACUAUUUAUCAAGCAAUAAUGGCAGGUGCCCACUCUUGUGAUGUAAACACUAGGGCCCGAAUCCACAAAGGACGUUCAACUUAACCCAUGGUUUAAAAAUUAGUGCAAAAUAAGCGUUGCUUGCCUUGCGCGCGUCUUAUAUUGGACCUCUGUCUGUGUCGCGCUUAUGGGUUAUGUAAAUUAAGAUUUAAACCAUGGGUUGAAUUUAAACCUCUUUGUGAAUUUGGGCCUUUAUGAUUUGUCUAUCAAGAGACAGAAAGGUGCUAACUCUUUCUAAAAGUGUAUGACAGGCCUUUUGAUGUCCCUUACUAAUGCUACUUAUCUUGACAAGAAUAAGACAUUUAAACAUAAUUCUUUUUCACAAUAUGAUACAAGUAAAGCACAAGUUCACCAUUUUCUGAUGGUCAGAAUAACAUUACCUCAUAUAAUGUAUACUAUUUAUAUGCGAUGCAGAUAUCGUCCCUUUGCCACAUGUUAGCCAAUGUUAUUCUUUUAUGGGAUAGAUAUAGGCCUACCAAAGGCUUUCAAGAUUAUUUAACUAUGUCCAGUGCAAGAUUAAUCUAUUUUAAUUUUGCAAAAUCAUGAUGCACAAUUAAUCGUGUUGUUUAGUGGUGUCUCUAUCAUUUUGUGCACGUGUGGUAAACAAGUGACCUUGCAGAGAGUUGAAGAAAGCACCCAAAAUGUUAAUGCCUCACUGGCUUUCGAGUGUAAACUUUGUUUGAAGUUAAUAUUGUACUGUGGUUAAAACAGAUAUAUAUUCUAAUGGUUUGUUCGUUCAUGUCUCCUUAGAUCAGGAUAGUUAUGUAAAGUUCCUUAAUUAAAUUAAAUUUUAAAUAAAGUUCUUCCAGUCCAAUUGCUGCAAUGGUCGUUUCAUUAACAAGGGCCAGGUCUUCAUCUGUAAUAGUGAUUCAUGCCUUUGAAGAUGGUUCAUGGUAUACUUGGUACAAAAUAAUCGUUUCUUUGAGACCAACAUCACAGACAUACACACACUAGUAUUCAACAUCGCAAACUGGAUACUUAGUUAGAAUAGGAUACUUAGAAAAGGAUUUUAGGAGUGAUAAGAUUUGUUAGGUGCAUGUAAAUGUUAGAAAUAUUCUGUAGCUGAAUUUUUAUUAGUUUUUCAUAACUUAAU
Messenger RNA from Strongylocentrotus purpuratus (purple sea urchin), 1523 nucleotides. RefSeq names its product thioredoxin domain-containing protein 12-like. The coding region runs from base 41 to 373 and encodes 110 amino acids. The record is from RefSeq and is a predicted model, not a curated record. The transcript has 4 exons. NCBI's taxonomy places the organism in Eukaryota, Metazoa, Echinodermata, Echinoidea, Camarodonta, Strongylocentrotidae. Gene Ontology annotation, cellular component: endoplasmic reticulum.